Messenger RNA from Ceraceosorus bombacis, 1296 nucleotides. The record is from the annotation of a GenBank genome assembly. NCBI's taxonomy places the organism in Eukaryota, Fungi, Basidiomycota, Exobasidiomycetes, Ceraceosorales, Ceraceosoraceae.
AUGGCAACCGAAAAGCAACCGCCGCGCGAGGGACCUAGGGAGACGCCGUCCCCCUCUGGCCAACGCACUCUAUCCCUGUCAUCUUCAGCCUCACGCAAGCGACUGCCGACCCUAGCAGAGGUCUUGGCUCGACGAACUUUGCCUCCUGUCGACCUGUACUGCUACUAUCUGUUCCUGCAACGGGAAGGUAGCGAGGACAGCCUCGACUUCUGGCUUGACGUGCAGCAGCAUGAGAACCUUUGCCGCGCUUACUUCAAAGAUCUGAAACGUACCGGGGUGGAUGUGCGCGAUGAUUGGCCUGGGUACUACAGGGAGGCGCGUCAGAGGGGAAGCAUCUAUAAUCGAGUCAAUGGCAUAGAGCAGAGGGGAAGCAUGGAUGAUAAGGAAGAACCCUGGAACCAGCCGGGAUGGGAAGCUGACGGAGGCGAGCUCCACAGGUCUGGCCCUCAGGGUUUCGGCGAGCGUGGGCCUGGAGCUGAAGGGCAGGGCGACAUUGGAUCUGAGAGGCCUCAGAGCGGUGAGAAUCAGGACGAAACGAGGUCGCAACGCAGGAGCAACCUUGCGAAGAGGGCAAGCGUUGCACCUACCGUUCUCGCUAGGAAUACGGCAAUCAGCAGAGUGGACUUGAUCGCGUCGGCAGAGCGCAUAUAUGCGAGGUACCUGUUACCCGGAAGCGAGAAGGAGAUCUACCUCCCACCUCAACUGCGUAUUCCACACUUUCCCAUCUCGAGCACUCAACUGCCUCACCCACACGAUGACGAGCAGCAACGAGCUCUUGCACGCGUGCCGGACAUGUUCCACUCGCAGAAAGAGUGAGUCACGGUCUCUUCCUUGUGUCUGCUCUAGUCUAAUCGCAUUUGCUUGGUCGCCCGUAGGUACGUCUUCCGCACCAUGGAAGCAGACGUAUUUCCUCGCUUCCUGCGACACAAAGCCUUCGGCAAUCUGACACCCAUCUCUGCGCUGGUCCGCCUGAGCUUGGGUCUGCUGGCGCUCUGGGCCGGUCUGGCAACGGGUUUCAGCUUCAUCUUCCUGGAUGUCGGCCACGUCAAGCGACUCUGGGUCAUCCUACCAUUCAGCGUCGCCAUCAUCUUGAUCAUGUCCCAUCAGUACGAGCUCGAUCCCUUUUUGGUCAUCGCGAUGAGGAGCGAAACGACGCCAUUCCACCUCAUCAAGGUCAAGGAGCCCUACGUCAAGCGGCUGCUCGUAAAGAGGGCUGGCGGUGUCCUGCUCCUCGUCAUUCUGAUUGUCGCUGCUCUUACCGUCAUUUUCACGCUUGUGCCUGGUCACAGACUAUAG